AUGGUAAACUUUGUCACUAUCGGUGACACCAAGUACCACGUCGAUGUUGGCUUCGGGGCUGACGGGCCUGUCGUCCCAAUGCCUCUUGAGCGCUCGGGUACCAUCCAAAAGCACAUUCAACCUGCGUCGGCCCGUCUCCAAUGGCGCAACAUCCCUGGGAAUACUGACCCAAACCAGCGCCUCUGGGUUUACGAAUACCGAAGAAAUGACGAUAGUGACUGGGAGAUCAAGUACUCGUAUAGUGAGUUGGAAUUUCAGCCACAGGACUACGCGAUGAUGAAUUAUUUCACUUCUACUAGCAUGAAGACUUUCUUCACGCAGAUGGUCGUAGCUGAUAAGAAGAUUAUGGGCGAUGACGGGGAGCUAGUAGGGAAGUUGAGCCUGGCGGCCAAGUCUUUGAAAUGGAAUGUAAAAGGGGAAAAGACCAAGGAAAUCGAGUUCAAGAGCGAAGAGGAAAGGAUAGAUGCGCUUGAGGAGUACUUUGGUAUGAAGUUUGGAGAUGCGGAGCGCGAGGGCAUCGCGGGACUGCCAUCAGAAAUCAAGUAG
Molecule: messenger RNA, 546 nt
Organism: Alternaria postmessia
Lineage: Eukaryota; Fungi; Ascomycota; Dothideomycetes; Pleosporales; Pleosporaceae
Exons: 1
Coding region: 1-546 (181 amino acids)
Molecular function (GO): acetyltransferase activity
Source: RefSeq, a predicted model, not a curated record